GCUAUCUGAAGUGAGUUUUUCUAUUAUGAGCUCCGAUUCGAACAAUUUGGUUUUAAAACGCAUCGGGACCUAUGAUCUGACCGGAAACCGGCUUGGCAAGGGAAACUUUGCCUACGUGGAGUUAGCGACGAACCGCAUCACCAAUAGCAAGGUUGCUAUGAAAGUCAUAGAUACGCGGAAGAUCAAGGACGAUUACGUUAAGAGAAACAUCCUCCGAGAAGCCCGGCUCUUAAAGAAAGUCAACCACCCGAACAUAGUUCGACUUUACGAGACUCUCAAACAGCACUCGAUUUACUGCAUCGUGACGGAGUAUGUUUCUGGCGGCGAGUUAUUGACCCAUUUACGAAGUCAGCCCGAGUCGAAAUUGAGCGAAUCACAAGCCAGGCCAAUUAUGAGGCAGCUUAUAUCGGCGCUGCAUCACAUGCACGAAAAUGGAAUCGUUCAUCGGGACCUAAAAAUGGAAAAUAUCCUUCUGGAUGAAAGUAAAAAGAAUAUCAAGAUAGUAGACUUUGGCCUGAGUAACAUUUGUCAAGGUGACACGCUUCUCAAAACACAGUGCGGCUCCCCAGAGUAUGCUGCACCAGAAUUGUUCAAGCAUGGUUGUCGAUAUGGCAAAGAAGUAGAUUUAUGGAGUCUAGGCGUUGUUAUGUAUGGGAUUGUCAUUGGAAGGCUGCCAUUCAGAAGUCCUUACUUUGGCAGCAGAGGUCGAAGUGAACUACUGGACCAAACGUCUCGCGGGCUCAGUUGCACGCACAUCAAAUAUCUGGUGCUUCUAACACCACAUUGCCGUGAUCUGCUAAGAAAACUCCUAGAGCCCAAUCCUCGGAUACGUUCGCCCCUUUCGGACGUGAUGGUCCACCCCUGGGUAACUGCGUAUGGGACCGCACCAUUGGUGCCAAACACUGAGCCACUUAUAGACGAGCGACUGCGAGAUAAGGCUUUAAGUAGAGCGUCCCAGCUCAUCAACAUGGAUAAAGCUAAGAUUGCCUUCCACGUUCAUCAGAAGAGAUAUGACGCCGUGUCAGGUGUCUAUAAUCUGCUCUUGGAUGAAGAGAAGAAAAACGUACUUUCGUCAAACAACUGUGCUGGCGGUGUUAACAGUGAUCAAGGGAAUUCGUUCAUACGGGUAUUCAUCAAUGCUGCCUCGUGUGAUGGCCAGGAGGAUGGUUCCCAGUCCCAUGAAAGUGAAAGCUCGACCGAUUCUGACGGUCAGGAUUCACACACCGGGCCCGACUGGGACCAAGCGCCAACGCGAAAGCUUCUAGACCACAAACCUAAAUGUUUUAGAGAAAGCAAGCCUGUCGAACGAUAUUUGAAGGGCCUCAGGAUCAGAGGGCGUCCACUUUGCUGCGCUCAAUCGAUGUCGACCAGAAGACAGUCCUACAUGAAAACACGACCCAAAACAGCCCUCACAGGGAAAAAUGCAGCCGGAGAGACACUAUCGUUCCGUAAGAAAGGAAUUAGGAGUGUACCUGCUUGGCAAAGAAUUCGUAAAACCAGAUGUAAAUCAUGUAUUCCGCGAUUUACGCCUUCAAUUGACAGUGAGGUGAAAGGGACACAGGUUGUUAUGUCCCCCCGGAUAAGACCGGAGACCAAGCUAUUGGCUUCCCAACCUCCGCAACCGGAAACAAAAAUUCAGCCUUCGGAAAAGUUUGGAAGUAGCGGAAGUCAUUCGGUAGAUGUUAAGGAGGGUGUUAAACCUGGUGUUAAACCUGUUAUCAAACCUGGUGUUAAACCUGGUGUUAGUGCCUCAGAGAGAAAUUGCGCACAAUCAAAGAAGGAUGCCGGAGACAUUCAAAACGAAAAGUUCGAAGCGAUUCUCAAGAACAAAGCAGACAUGAACACGACAAUACAAACGGAGUACCAUUUCAAGAUUACUUCUGGAGAUACACAAAGCACAAAGUCGACUGUAGCCGAGGGUGAAAACGCUCUGCAAAUGCUGCCAAUGAACCAAAAGUUUUCUCCUCCAAAGAAUUCAUUCCGGUCCCCAAAAAGUGGGAGCAAGAUGUCCCCUUCAUCACUAGCACAAUGUAUCAACAGAGCAGUGUCGCCUGUGAGAACAUGUCAGUUUCUAGAUCUUGCUGAUUAUUACAAGCGCGUGCCACAGCCUCCAAAAUCACGAAGUGCUCCACAACAAGGUGCAUCACGGAAUCCGCACAAAGAGGAAAAAAGGGAAGAAAGAUGUGAUAGUUUUUCUGCUGCUUACCAGUCCUACGUGAAGAACAAGAAAACACCGCAACAUCCCCGCCAGUUCUUAAUGCAGGCGCAGGAAAUUCUUCAACCUGAGUCCAAGUUUCACACCAAAUAUGGCAGGAGACUUGGUACUGAGAACAGCAACACCAACUCAGACUCAAGUAAACAGCCUGAGAAUCAGGAGUCACGCAACAGUGACGAAAACAUCGUGACGCACGACCAAAACAACGAGACUCACACGAAAGCGAACUUCCAGCCCGGCAUACACAGGUAUCUCAAAGGAAUGUCCUUACUCAGAGAUCAAAGGGAAGUAACGGAGUCCGCUAUUAAUCGUGAGGAAAAUCUUCGUGAAAAGAAAACUGUGUCGAGUUACGAACGGCCAGCUGGACCAGACCUCUCGGUUGAACCUUACUUUCAUGACGACAGACCAACCAACACCAAUAUGGAUAAGGUGAGAGUUGGUACAGAUGGCCACAGUAAUACCAGUCAGGACAGUCGAGUAAUAGAGACUAAACUACGGCCGCAACAAGAGGAAUCCCUUAAAAGGCAAAAAGAGAAGGAACUGCUCGAAGACCAGGAGAGAGAGCGAGCCAAGCUCCUGCAAGAAAUCGAAGAUCAAAAACGGAAACAGAUCAUAAUGGAAUAUUUGGCAAACAAGUACACGCGCAACCCUGCUCCACCGUGCGGUGUUGGAGGUCAAUCUAAUGCUCGACCUAACAACGUCCCUAAACAAAGCCACGCCCAUUCCAUGCUCACUCGAUCAUUAGACGGACAGAGUUCCGAAAUACUCAAAGUGAUCACAAAACCAGUUCCUAUCUUACAGAUUACAAAGGGAUCCCAGGCGGAAAAGAAAAUUGUUUUUAGGGGCCCAAAUGAGUCUACAGGAACGAACGAUGUGAGGUUCCAUAACGAGUGGAACAAUAGUGUAUUCACAAAGUACAUCAACACUUCUGAUGGUGGUGCAGAUAAGGGGACAGAGCAGGACAAAUGUAAGCAGAUGAAUGACCCCAGCAACUGGAUAGAACAGCAUCUAAACGGUGUAAUCGACGACGCAACUGUAAGAAGAGAUUUUCGCCACUAUCAACAACCAAUCCCCAGAGAAACGUGAGCAAUACGUCAAUAAGUGUAGCGCACGAUGUUCUUACGCUUCAUACCUUUGUUACUGCAAUUUUUUAAAAUAAAAUUUGCGAGGUGAAAACCAUUUUAUCGAGGUAAGACACAACAAAACCUGAUACCUCGCAAAGAAUUUUUUAACAUGCUCUAUCGUGAGAUCUCAAUCAAAGAAUAUUCAAAUGAAAUUGCGAUUGCAAUACUAUUUACUAGCACUCUACUAAAAUUUCUGUCUGGAAACUUGACCUCUGGCCGAACAUAUGAAAUAGUUUUGUAAAAUAAAACAGACCAAAGAAACUAUGAUUAACAUAACUAAAACUAUAAAACAUUACAUUUAACAUGAAUACACAGAAACAAAAUCCAAA
Stylophora pistillata is the source of this 3668-nucleotide messenger RNA. RefSeq lists its product as uncharacterized. The record is from RefSeq and is a predicted model, not a curated record. NCBI's taxonomy places the organism in Eukaryota, Metazoa, Cnidaria, Anthozoa, Scleractinia, Pocilloporidae. Gene Ontology annotation, biological process: intracellular signal transduction; protein phosphorylation. Gene Ontology annotation, molecular function: protein serine/threonine kinase activity; ATP binding. Gene Ontology annotation, cellular component: cytoplasm.